This is a messenger RNA of Medicago truncatula (barrel medic), 1302 nucleotides long. Its product is annotated as 1-aminocyclopropane-1-carboxylate oxidase. The transcript is spliced from 5 exons. The record is from RefSeq and is a predicted model, not a curated record. NCBI's taxonomy places the organism in Eukaryota, Viridiplantae, Streptophyta, Magnoliopsida, Fabales, Fabaceae. Bases 187 to 1065 code for a protein of 292 amino acids.
CAUGAAGAACACACGAGAAGGUAACAUCAGCACAACUUUUUCUCCUAAUUAUUUUUUAAAUUAAAUAAUAUAUACUUCUUUCCUAGGCACUCUCCUUGAAGCCAAAGGCCAAUAAAUUGCACCCAAACAACACCACUCUUCACACUCUCACAGCAAAUAGUCCUAUAGUCACUGCCUAUUAAACAAAUGGAGAAGUUUCCAGUAGUUGACAUGAAGAAUCUUAACACUGAAGAGAAAGCAUCAACCAUGGAGAUCAUAAAAGAUGCUUGUGAAAAUUGGGGUUUCUUUGAGUUGGUGAACCAUGGGAUAUCCAUAGAGUUCAUGGACAAAGUUGAGAAGCUGACAAAAGAAAACUACAAGAAGCGUAUGGAGCAAAGGUUCAAAGAAAUGGUAGCAAGCAAAGGUUUAGAGUUUGCUCAGUCUGAAAUUAAUGACUUGGAUUGGGAAAGCACUUUCUUUUUGCGCCACCUUCCUAACUUUAACAUAUCAGAGAUCCCUGAUCUUGAUCAUGACUACAGGAAGAUAAUGAAGGAAUUUGCAGUGGAACUUGAGAACCUGGCUGAGCUACUUCUUGACUUUCUGUGUGAGAAUCUUGGGCUAGAGAAAGGUUAUUUGAAGAAAGUCUUUCAUGGAUCCAAGGGACCAAAUUUUGGAACCAAAGUUAGCAACUACCCUCCUUGUCCUAAGCCAGAUCUUAUCAAAGGACUCAGAGCCCAUACAGAUGCUGGUGGCAUAAUUUUACUCUUCCAAGAUGACAAGGUUGGCGGACUUCAGCUCCUUAAAGAUGGCCAAUGGAUUGAUGUCCCACCAAUGCGCCAUUCCAUUGUUAUCAACCUUGGUGACCAAAUUGAGGUGAUUACCAAUGGCAAAUACAAGAGUGUGUUGCACCGUGUAAUUGCUCAAACAGAUGGGAAAAGAAUGUCCAUAGCUUCAUUUUAUAAUCCAGGCAAUGACGCAGUGAUCUCUCCAGCACCAGCCUUGGUGAAGGAAUUAGAUGUGACAAACCAAGUUUACCCAAAGUUUGUUUUUGAUGAUUACAUGAAACUCUAUGCUGGCCUUAAUUAAAUGCCAAGCCAAAGAGAGAGCCAAGAUUUGAAGCUAUGAAGGCCAUGGAAUCCAACAUUCCCAUACCAACUACCUGAACAUAUGAUGAGAAAAGUCUAUGUAUAAAUUAAUUUUGUAUGUUUAUUUGCUAAGGUUUCUGAAUGCUUUUGGUCUCUUUGAUUUGUAGCAUAAAUAAAUAUGUAAUAUAUAGUUCCAAAAAUAAAAUAUUAGCUUGAUAUGAUAGUUUGUGAUGGUUAA